Molecule: messenger RNA, 1041 nt
Organism: Mirounga angustirostris (Northern elephant seal)
Lineage: Eukaryota; Metazoa; Chordata; Mammalia; Carnivora; Phocidae
Gene: STK32A
Product: serine/threonine kinase 32A
Exons: 10
Coding region: 82-1041 (319 amino acids)
Biological process (GO): protein phosphorylation
Molecular function (GO): protein kinase activity; ATP binding
Source: RefSeq, a predicted model, not a curated record
GACCACUUUGAAAUUUUGCGAGCCAUUGGGAAAGGCAGUUUUGGGAAGGUCUGCAUCGUGCAGAAGAACGAUACCAAGAAGAUGUACGCAAUGAAGUACAUGAACAAACAAAAGUGCGUGGAGCGCAAUGAAGUGAGAAAUGUCUUCAAGGAACUCCAGAUCAUGCAGGGUCUGGAGCAUCCUUUCCUGGUUAAUUUGUGGUACUCCUUCCAAGAUGAGGAGGAUAUGUUCAUGGUAGUGGACCUCCUGCUGGGCGGGGACCUGCGUUAUCACCUGCAGCAGAAUGUCCGUUUCCAGGAAGAUACCGUGAAGCUCUUCAUCAGUGAGUUGGCCAUGGCCUUGGACUACCUGCAGAGCCAGUGCAUCAUCCACAGGGAUAUGAAACCUGACAAUAUUUUGCUUGAUGAACAUGGGCACGUGCACAUCACAGACUUCAACGUCGCCGCGAUGCUGCCCAGGGAGACGCGGCUCACCACGGCGGCGGGCACCAAGCCUUACAUGGCGCCUGAGAUGUUCAACUCCAGAAGAGAAGCAGGCUAUUCCUUUGCUGUGGACUGGUGGUCCCUCGGAGUGACAGCGUAUGAACUCUUGAGAGGCCGGAGACCGUACCAUAUUCGCUCCAGCACCUCCAGCAAGGAAAUUGCACACAUGUUUGAGACAGCUAUUGUGACUUACCCCUCUGCCUGGUCACAGGAAAUGGUGUCACUACUUAAGAAGCUACUUGAGCCUAAUCCAGACCAACGAUUUUCUCACUUGUCUGAUGUUCAGAACUUCCCAUAUAUGAAUGACAUGAACUGGGAUGCAGUUUUGCAGAAGAGGCUCAUUCCAGGCUUUAUUCCUAACAAAGGCAGGCUGAAUUGUGACCCCACCUUCGAACUCGAAGAAAUGAUUCUGGAGUCCAAACCUCUUCACAAGAAAAAGAAACGUCUGGCAAAGAAGGAGAAAGAGAGGAGGAAAUGUGAUUCCUCCCAGAUGUGCCUUCUUCAAGAGCAUCUGGAAUCUGUCCGGAAGGAGUUCAUCAUUUUCAACAGAGAAAAGUAA